AUGGAGACUCUCUUUGGAAAACGCAAGAAUAGACCCCGCCAAUCCUCCAUCGCUGCCCAGGAGGGCAACGAACGUUUGCGCCCUACCUCUAGUGCUUCUGUCGCCACUUCCCGCUCAGAAUCCACUCGCGGCUCUCGCUAUGCCGCUUCUAUAUCUCCCUUCGAGCCUCACCAUCACCACCUCUCCAAUCUGUACAAGCAUACCUCCCCGACAGAAGAGUUCAACUUCACCCGCCCGGAGAAUGACGAGGAAAUUGAGGUCCUCUUCGAGAACAUCAUGCGCAUGCGCGGGCUGGACGACAUCCCCCACCUUUCCAUCGAGCAGAAGUGGCACAUCGUAUACAACGACGAACAGAUGCGCUGGGGUGAGGAACGCAAGCGCGAGGAGCAGGCUCGCAAGCAGACAGAGUCAGGCCAACCCGCUGCAUUCGUCGAGGGCACUCCGGAGUGGUACAUCAAGAAGUUCAUGGAUCGGACCAUCACCCCCAAGCAAGCAUCGAGCUUGCAAGUGUCCCUGCGAAGCAAGGAGAUGAGCUGGUUUCGGCACUUUGUUGAGUUACAGGGAACCUCCGUACUCGGGCAAGCGCUCCAGAAUAUUAGCCGUAAAGGGGUACAGAGGCGGAAGGAGGACAUCGAGUUGGAGAAUGAGAUAGCGAAAUGCCUCAGGCAGAUUUUCAAUCACCACUUCGCCGCGAACGACGCCCUCGGCCAUCCUACGAUCUUGACCCAAGUAGCGUCCGCCCUCAACACUCCACACCUACCUACCAGGAAGCUCCUAUUGGAUUUACUGUCUUUCGCGGAAUACCACAACGAUGGCCAAUAUCACAAUAUGGUCGUCAGCGCGCUCGAAUCCCUCAGCGCCGCCAACAACGAGGCCGGGAACCCAUACGCGUUCUGGUUCAAGUCGCUAGAGAGUGCUCUCGCGGGCAGAGGAAGGAUGGGCACGCUCGUCGGCGCGAGCGACGAGGUCAAGCGACAUGGCGGUAUGGAUACCUCGCUGAACGACUACACGCUCGCGAACGUCAUCUUCAUCAACGCAAUCAUGGAGCACAUCGACGACCUCGACAUCCGCGUGCACCACCGUGCGCAAAUGGAGGCCGCGGGCCUGCAGAGCAUACUCGAACACUGCCGCUCGUACGGCGUCGCGGUCAUCGACAAGCAGCUCCAGAUACUGCAGGCCCUACUCGACGACGACGAGGCGAAGCUCAAGGAGCGCGUCGACCAGGAGAUCCUUAAGGACCUCGCGAACCCGGAGGACGUCUACAACGCGCUCCGCGCCAAGACGGCCGACUCAAAGGCCAAGGACCACUUCUUGUCCAUCAUGCAACACCUGCUGCUCAUCCGCGAGGAGGGCCCCGCGCUCGGGCACUACUACCAACUCAUCGACUCGCUCGUCGCCGACGUCGUGCUCGACAAGAAGCUCGUCGGGGCCGAGCAGCGCCUCGGGCAAUCGGUCGAGCGCAUUAUUGCGCAGUUCAACGAGGCGGACCGGCACCAGUACCUCGAGGACGAGCUCGUCAAGGCGAACGCCGCCGCACUGCGCUUCCGCCUCGAGAAGGAGGCGCUCGAAGAGGAGGUCGCGCAGGGCGAGGGCGGGCUCGUCGGCUCGCUCAAGAGCAAGGUCGCGCGGCUCGAGGAGAAGCUGGCUAUCUCGCGCGAGAACACGCAGAAGCUUCAGGGCCAGAUGGAGGUGCAGAAAGCGGGCUAUGAGGAGCAGAUCGCCCAGCUGGAAGCGCAGAUCAUGGAGCUCUUCCGGAUGCUCAAGGAGGUGUCGAAGGGGGUGGGCAAGAUCAUUGACCACGCGAACGCCGGCGGUAUGGACCGCAAGACCCUCAUUGAUACGCUCGAGAAACACUUCCAGCGCGACAAGACGAUCAGCAUCCUUGAAGGUCGAAACAAGCGUGGCGAGGGCGAAGCUGGGGACGGGACUGGAGAUGAAGAGACCCCGAAGAAGAGUGGCAGCUUACGCAGAAAUCAGCCCUCGACAAGAGGGCGGAAGCCGUCGCGCAUGGAGAGGAUCUCGGAGGCUCAGAACGGACGUUCGUCUCAGUUCAUGGAUGCAGACGAUGAGAUCGAGCAAGAGCAGAUUCAGCAGCAGAUUGCCGAAGGCGCUAUGAUCAACGUGCGCGAUGGGGCGUCUUCAAGCCCAAGAAGCGCUCGAACGCCUUCAAAGAGGAAUAAGAAUCUUCCCAGGACACCUCUUGGUAGAUCUCAGUAUCUCUUAGCUCAAGUUCUUGCAGCUCAUUUCGUUCCCGACUCGGAUGCUCGUAGCGUCUCGCUGGCCGAGACGACAGACGAAUUCGAUGGCGAUAGCGAGUUGCGUAGGUCAGGUUCGACGCGUAGCGUCUCCUCUAAUCAGACGACCGAGGCGACAUCGGUCAGUUCAAAUUUGUCAGUAGACACGAACGGGAAGGACUCGCCCGAUCAGCCUCAAUCUCUGGCAGAGCAGCUACGGAGACAUCUCACUAAGAGAGGCCGUCCACCGUCUAUGCCCAGUCCGCUCAAUUCACCUAUUCCCGAGGAACCUGUUCCUCCCCUCCCUCCGCCUCCUCCUCCGCCGCCAGAGGCUGCUGUUGCUCCCCCAGGUCCCCCUCCACCGCCGCCGCCGCCGCCGCCACCACCACCACCACCUCCUCCUCCUCCCCCAGGUGCCAAAGGCAUGUUUGGCGGAGCCCCCCCGCCUCCGCCACCACCCCCAGGCGCCCCGCCACCACCGCCUCCUCCCCCAGGAGGCAGAAUCCCCUCAGCACCAUCUUCAGGCCCUGGCUCGGCGCGCACGUCGCUGCUGGGCUCGAACAUCCAGAACCUGCUCGCGGCGCGCAAAGACAUGUCGAUCACGCCGAGUACGAAGAUGAAGCAGCUGCAGUGGGACAAGCUGCCACUGCAGCAGGCAGAGAAGACGGUGUUCAAGGAGCCGACAAGGGAGGACGAAUGGGUGAAGAAGCUCCAGUUGGACGGCGUGUGGACGGAGAUGGAGGAGGACUUCAAGGCGAAGCAGCUCGUCAUCAACUUGAUGGCGAAGCAGAAACGCGCGGAGCUCAAGUCCGUGCUCGACCCGCAAACCAAGAAGCGAGUCGAGAUUCUCAUCCAGACCGUCAAGAAGUUACAGCCCGAGGAGCUCGCUCUCCGCAUUCGCGACUUCGAUCAGGAGGUCUGCACUCAGGUGUUCCUGAGCGAGCUAAAACCCGUGCUCCCCAAUCCAGAGCAGGUGGGAAAGCUCAAUGUCUACCGCAACGCGGAACCCGAAGAGCUUGCAGGCUUGCAUCCCUCAGAUCGACUCAUGGUUCAGCUUAUCAAGAUCGACCGGCUUGGGCCUCGCAUAGAAGGCAUGUUGUACAGAUGCGUCUUCGAUGAGACGUGGAGCCUCCUCGACGAUAGCGCGCGCAAGCUAUCACAAGCCGGGAAAUCGCUCCUAGAGGCCAAACACUUCAAGGAGUUACUCAGUUUGAUUCUACUGAUAGGUAACUACAUGAACGGCACCGGUGUCAAAGGUGGCGCGUUCGGUUUCCGUGUCAGCAGUAUCAACAAGCUUGUCGACACCAAGUCCCUACACAACACUACGCUCCUUCACUUCCUCGAGAGGACAGUUGCGAAGCACUUCCCUGAUAUGGAGGCCUUCCUAGACGAACUUGCUGCGCCCGCCGAAGCGUACAGAGUCAACUUGCAGGACGUCCGGAAAAGUCUUGGCGAAUUGCGAGAAGGCCUGAAGAAGAUUCGCAAGGAGCUAACUGAUCACUUCUCCAAUAUGGAUAUGAACGACAAGUAUGGCAAGCAGAUGUGGUCCUUCGUGGGCAAAGCGACUAGUCAAUUGGAGGAUCUUGUCGAUGACGUCAACCAUGCCGAAUCCACCUUCUCCGAGGUCGUCAAAUAUUACGGAGAGGACGAGAAGAACAUGAACUCCGCUGAGUUCUAUGGUAUCUUUAAGACUUUCGUGACUUCUUAUAAGAAAUGUCGGUCGGAAAAUAUAUCGAUUCAAGAGGAACGCGAAGGGGUGGAGAAGCGCAGGCAGGCAGCGGAAGAUGCCCGAGCCAACAAGCUCAGGCAACAGGAGAUUACCCCGAACCAGACUGAGGAAGACACCGCCGCGCUAGAUAACCUACUGGCGAAGCUGCGGAACGGAGAUACCGUCGGCCGCAAAGCUCGUCGGACACGGAAGAGCGGCGCAGCACGACAGACGAAUGCACCACUCACCCUCAACACGGAUGUCCUCCUCACCGCCAAGUCGGGCGACGAGACCGUCGACAUCGCCCGCGACAUGCUUAUGCGUCUCAAGUCGGACGGUUUUGACGCCUUGACGCCGUCAACACCGACAGUUGCAAGCAUGCGGAGGUCGAGACGAAAGAGGGACUCCGAGGGAGUGGCAGCAUUGGCUGCGCUGGAGGAGAGCAUAUCGCCGGGCGGGAUCUCGCGAGAAGACUCUGAAUCCUCCCAACCCUCGGUCACGUUGGACUCAAUAGAAGAGCAUCCUACCCCUACAGAUUCUGGUUAG
Molecule: messenger RNA, 4488 nt
Organism: Dichomitus squalens LYAD-421 SS1
Lineage: Eukaryota; Fungi; Basidiomycota; Agaricomycetes; Polyporales; Polyporaceae
Exons: 14
Coding region: 1-4488 (1495 amino acids)
Biological process (GO): mitotic actomyosin contractile ring assembly; barbed-end actin filament capping; actin filament bundle assembly
Cellular component (GO): cell division site; mating projection tip
Molecular function (GO): actin binding; small GTPase binding
Source: RefSeq, a predicted model, not a curated record